GCAACCUCUCUGUCUAUUCCAACCCAGUGUUAUUUAAAGAUGAGCAGCGCAGCUCCGCUUCUUACAAAGCAGUUCAGGGAUUUGACUGGGAAGAAGGGUCUUCCUGGCGUGUAUGCUGAGUUGGUCAACGACAAUAUCUUUGUCUGGCAGAUUGGUAUUGCGCCAACUGACAAGGAUAGCGUGUAUUAUGGUGGAUACUACAAGGCUGAGAUCAAGUUCCCGAGGGAUUACCCGUUCAUGCCACCCUCAUUCCGCUUCCUCCGACCAGUCUUCCACCCAAACAUCUACAAGGACGGCAAACUCUGCAUCUCCAUCCUCCACCCUCCCGGUGACGACCCUCAAUCCGGCGAAUCCGCCGCAGAACGCUGGUCCCCCGCCCAAUCCGUCGAGUCAAUCAUCCUCUCGAUCAUGUCCCUCCUCGAAGACCCCAACUGCUCUUCCCCCGCCAACGUCGACGCUGGCGUCCUCUGGCGCAAAGACCGCGACGAGUAUAGGAGUAUUGUGCAGAAACAGGUCGAGGAGACGAAGGCGGAUAUCCCGAAGGAUUUCAAGAUGCCGAGUACGGCGGAUUUCGUGGUGAAGAAGGCUACGACGCCAGCUGUAGAGUUGGAUGAUGAGGGCUUUUGGUAUGAUAGUGGUGAGGAGGAGGAUUUUGAGUAUGAGGAAGCGAGUGAUGUGGAGAUGACCGAGGCGGAGUGUGAGGACGAGGAGGAUGAAGCUGAGGUGUCUGAUGCUGAUUCUGGGACUAUGUGAGGACGUCUCCGGUCAGUCACUUAUAGAGGGAGGAGAGCGUUUGUCUCUGGGACUGUUUUUCGUCAUUUCAUUGGGCUAUGGAGUUGUUAUCGGUGGUUCUCUUUACAGCAGCGUUUCCAGCAGGACUGGACAAUCUUUUAUUUGGGAAGGGUUUCAUUCUUUUGCUACAAAUGCAUUUCGUUUGCUGGUG
Molecule: messenger RNA, 943 nt
Organism: Saitoella complicata NRRL Y-17804
Lineage: Eukaryota; Fungi; Ascomycota; Saitoellomycetes; Saitoellales; Saitoellaceae
Exons: 3
Coding region: 40-753 (237 amino acids)
Biological process (GO): proteasome-mediated ubiquitin-dependent protein catabolic process; protein polyubiquitination
Molecular function (GO): ubiquitin conjugating enzyme activity
Source: RefSeq, a predicted model, not a curated record